Messenger RNA from Prorocentrum cordatum, 1961 nucleotides. Lineage: Eukaryota; Dinophyceae; Prorocentrales; Prorocentraceae. The record is from the annotation of a GenBank genome assembly.
GCGACAGCGGGAGGGACGUCUUCAUUCCCGUGGGCGCCGCGCGGAACCAGAACCUGGUCCCCCUGACGCCUGGGGGCCUCAUGCACGGGACCCGGGUGAACUACAGGUCCAUACUGCUGAAGGACCCCGACGAGCGCCUGCGCGCCUCGCAGGAGGCCUGCACGGAGGUGGUGCCCCUCGAGGGGGAGCCGCAGCCGGGGCUGGAGUGUGGAGUGGAGACGCGCAUAGGCGGCAGGGCCAGCAACGAAGACCGCCUGGUGGCCAACGACCUGUACGAUCUCGGGUUCCUGGCCGGCGUCUUCGACGGCCACGGCGGCUCGGGUUGCGUGGACUACGUCUCCCAGCGCUUCCCCACGGCCUUGCACGGCGCCUACGUCGCGCGCGCCCAGCAGCUCGUCGGGGGCGUGGCAUCAUUGACGCCCGACCAGGAGGCAGAUCUCAUCAAGUCGUCCUUCCACGACGCCUUCGCGGCCACGGACGAGGAGUAUCUCGACGCGGCUAAGCGGCAGCACGUCCGGGACGGUUCCACGGCGCUGGUGGUGCUCCUGGCGCAUGGCUUUGAGGCGCCCCCGACCGAGUGCACGGUGCCCGGCUGCCGAGGGGGCGUCGCCAAGCUCUUCAUCGCUAACGUGGGCGACUGCCGUGCCAUCCUCGUCCGCCGCCGCAAGGCCCUGCGGUUGACCAACGACCACAAGCCCGAGCGGGAAGACGAGACGGCCCGCAUCAUCAAGGCAGGCGGCGUGGUCACGCAGGACGCGAACGGCAUCUUCCGCGUGGCCAGGAAGAAGCAGGCGGUCGGCACCGUGCAGCUCUCCACCUCGCGCGCCUUCGGGGACCUGGAGCUGAAGCGCCCGCGGCCCCUGGUCAUCGCGGAGCCGGAGCUGGUGGUCGCCGCGCCGAGCGCGGACUGGGCGGCGGUCAUCGGCUGCGACGGGGUUUGGAACACGAUGAGCGACCAGGACUUCCCGAGGCUGGGUCAUGGAAUUGCAGAAGGAGGAUUGUGUGGCCGCGGCGAAAGAGGUGGCCAACCGCGCAGAGGCAGGCCGCAUGGAAAGAGGUCAGCGUGUUCGUCCUGCGCUUCGGGUGGGUCAACCCGCCGGCGAGGCCGUGAGGAGGCAGAUCGGCGCGCGUGGGGCAAAGGGCACCCAUCCGCUGGUCUUGCCUGGUGGAUACUGGUGAUAAGUUGGCGGCUGGGCGGCGGCUGUUUCCCGGGAUCCGUGAUCAGUGCGAGCGAGUACAGGAGCAUCUGCACUACCACUCUGGAGGUUGGGACUGAGCGGUACCAGCCCGUUCGCCGCGCCGUGGACGGAGCGUGGUCGAAGGUCGCUGGCGUAGGCAUCCGCGAAGUGGUCACCCGAGGCCUCGUAGAACGUGGGCAGCUUGUGCUGGUAGCGCUCGACGAAGCCGCGGAGACGCCGUCCGAGGCGCGCGCGGGGGCUUUCUGGGGCGACGCGGAGGGUGCCACGCGGCGGGCCGCCUCCGAGGGAGGCCAGGGCGUGCAGAUCUACCGGCCGACCGUCGGGGUCCGCAUCCUGGAGUUUGACGUCGAGGUCCGAAACUCGCAGCGCGUGACCAUCGAGUUGUGGGACGCGUCGGGUGACCAGAAGUUCAAUAAGUGCUGGCCGGCGAUCAAGAAGGACGCCGUCGGCGCCGUCCUGGUCUACGACCCCGAGAGACCCAACUCCGACCAGGAGAUAGAGCAGUGGUUCUCGUGGUUCCCCAGGAGCAUUGGCCUCUGCGCCAUCCAGGUGCUGGUGGUGCAGUCGCUCCGGCGCCCCGACGCCAAGCGCGCCCCCCUGCCCGCGAAGCUGGCGGCCGCUGGGGUGAGCCCGCCCGCGCCCGUGGCGCCGGACGACCUGGCGAGCGUGCGGAAGACAUUCGGCGCGUUCGUCGGCACGGUGAGGCAGACCGUGCUCGACAAGCAGCGGCAGGAGGAAGAGGACGUGAUGAAGGGCGGCUGA